AUGAGUUAUGCCAUUUCUAGCAUAAGGAAUGCAGUUAGGUAUGUGAGAUCUUUACCAGCUAGGUUGAAGAGGUUCAAAGAAGCAUGUAAAGAUGUAAAUGUUGAAUCGAAAGCUUUAUUAUGUUUAGAUGUGGUGACAAGGUGGAACUCCACCUACAUGAUGCUAGAGGCUGCAUUGAAGUUUAAGAAAGCUUUUAGGUAUUUGGAAGGGGAUGCAAAUUACACAAAGUAUUUUGAAGAAGAAAGAGUAAAUGGAGAAAAAGUUGAUGGCCCACCAGACAAUACUGAUUGGACUAAUGCAGAAGUAUUUGUUAAGUUUCUCAAGGCAUUUUAUGAACUUACAUUGAAGUUCAGUGGGUCAUUGUAUGUCACAUCAAACCUUUUCUUCCAAGAGAUUCUUGAAGUUCAAGUUGAGCUGAAUGAUAUGAAGAGUAGUACAAAUGAGUUGAUGAGUAAAAUGGUGGGGAGCAUGCAGUUGAAGUUUGACAAGUAUUGGGGCAAUGUUGAGAAGAUUAAUUUGUUGCAAUAUAUUGCCUCUAUCUUGGAUCCAAGAUUCAAAUUGGAUGCUGUUCAUAACAGUUUCAGGUAUCUCUAUGAUCCCAUUCUAGCUGAAAAAAUGAUAAAGAAAGUUGAGAAUAUGAUGACUACCUUCUAUGCAUUUUAUAAGGGCACUGUUAUGACACCUAGUUCCUCUAAUGAUCAACAAGCAAGUCAAAGUGUCACUUCCAAUGCAAGUGGAAAUCGAAAGGAAAAGUUAGUUGAGGAUACUAAUUUUGACAUUCUAGAUUGGUGGCAAAGGAAUGGAAACAAGUAUCCUAUUGUCUCUCAUAUUGCAAGAGAUGUUCUGGCUGUUCAAAUGUCUACUGUUGCCUUUGAAUCAGCUUUUUCAACUGGAGGACGGAUUCUCGAUCCAUUUAGAAGCUCUUUGUCUCCAAAGAUGGUCGAGGCUUUAAUUUGUUCAAAGAAUUGGUUGACUUGUGAAUAUGAUGCUCCUAUUGUGUUGAGACAAUACAUGGACAAAAUUGAAGGUUUGGUGACAUCCGAGCAAGUUGAGUCAGAGGAAUCGUGUGUUACAAACACAGGAACUGAGACUACUGUCGCUACUCCUAGUACUUUAUGA
Humulus lupulus (European hop) is the source of this 1119-nucleotide messenger RNA. Its product is annotated as zinc finger BED domain-containing protein RICESLEEPER 2-like. The coding region runs from base 1 to 1119 and encodes 372 amino acids. The record is from RefSeq and is a predicted model, not a curated record. The transcript is spliced from 3 exons. Gene Ontology annotation, molecular function: DNA binding; protein dimerization activity. NCBI's taxonomy places the organism in Eukaryota, Viridiplantae, Streptophyta, Magnoliopsida, Rosales, Cannabaceae.